AUGGCCAAGGCAACCUUUGACACCAUGAAAGCCGGUUCUGAUGCGCUGGCCGUGCACAUCAAUAACAUUGCGGAUGGGACUAUGGUUUUGAUCGGGGCGCUUGAUGAGGCUUCAAUCAAUCUUACAGACACGGCGAAAACGGCGAUCAAAACCUGCGGAGCAACUAUGAUCGACAGUCUGUCAUUCAGAGCCGGCUACGCGCUGGUCGGCAUCAAGGGAGGGGCAGCCUUGGCCGAAGACCUCAAGAAGACCACGGAAGGAUACGCCGUGGCCGUCGGAUUUCUUGGACAGACGGAGGUGAGUACCAGCACUACCACGACCAGCCCUGCCAGCUUUUGUGCUAUGCUGACCUGCCCUUCGGGUCUGACCUUGAAGCGUGCCACUAUGUGGAGCACGAGGAGUGCCAACGCAACUGACUGCUGCACAACAGCCGCGGAAGAUAUCGCAGACAUUGGCGUGCGAAGUGCUGGAUAUGCAGAUGGGAACGAGGCAGCUUUCUUCGCAAACGGCGUGAACUUCUACUCUGGGCCAAGUCGCGGUCUGACUGUGGUCACAGUGCGGCCGGAUGGAACUCGCAAAGACUCGGCAACCUUCGACACCAUGAAAGCCGGUUCCGAUGCCCUGGCCGUGUACCUCAAUGGCAUCGAGGAUGGGACCAUGGUUUUGAUCGGGGCGCGUGACGAGGCUUCAAUCAAUCUUACAGACACGGCGAAAACGGCGAUCAAGACCUGCGGAGCAACUAUGAUCGACAGUCUCGGGUUCAGGGGCGGCUACGCGCUGGUUGGCAUCAAGGGAGGGGCGGCCUUGGCCGAAGACCUCAAGAAGACCACGGAAGGAUACGCCGUGGCCGUCGCACAGAUGAAGGUGGUUAUCUCCGUGGAUGCAAACAAGCCCGUCUGCGAUGCCAGUGUUCCGGUUCCGCCGGUCACAGGUUAUGUAUCUCAGGGCAACCUCAACCUGGACGCAGGAUGUCGCUACAACCUCUAUGAAAAGGCGCAGGCAACCCAAUGCUUGCAAGGAAGCUGGAUUGUGAUGACGGGCUCUUCCAACACCCUGCUGGAGUUUGGGAACCUGAUUAACUUCCUGGCCCCCGAUGAGUACGGCAUCCAACGAGAGGGAGAGAUGAUUGGCGCUUCCGCAGUUGCAGAUGUUGUGAUCGAGAAUGGACAGGUCACUCACUGGGACGUGAUCAGCAACCAGCUGCCUGAGUGCAGGCAGGUGGACAUUGCACUUGCGAACCAGAACCGAGCAGCGUGCAAAGUGGCAAUUGAGAAUCUCUUGAUGCGAGCGCCGGCAUAUAGUCCUGAUUCUAUUCGCAUUACCAUGUUCAUCUCCUUCUUUUGGUAUCGGACUGCCUUGGCUUUGGAAGUGGUGAACGCAGAUACGCUGUGGAGUGCCGCACAGGUGGCCGUGGUGACGCAAGUGGGGGCCUGGUACAACGUGUGCAGCGUCACCAAGGAGGACUAUUGCCCACGGCAGGAGCUCCUUGCAAUGGACAGGGAUCCUGCAAUCCAAGUCUUCAAGGAUGAGAUGGAGGAGGUGUUCGUGCAGAUGGAUAGCUUCUGCACCGGUGGUGGACGAGCUGCCACUCUUGGCUGCAGCGUGCAGACCAUCUCAUGGACCAACGGGGUGCGUGACAAUGAGAACUUCCAGGUCAUGAACGCCUUCAUCGAGCAGGCCAUGUCCGGGCGGCAAUCUUCGUCCUUCCGACUCAUCGACUUCUUCAGACUUGGUGGCGCUAUGCCAGAGGAGGUGGUCAACGGUCACGGCUCGCAGAUGCUGAAUCUUUGGGUAUGGACGGUGAUGUUCAACGCGAUGUGCCCUGCAGAGCUUGCAGCUCGCGGCUCCUAUGCGGUUUGGGAGGGCAACCUCUGCUCUGGAACGGAGGCUCGAUUUGAGAACUGCCCCGACUACUACCCCAGUUGCUUGGACGGCCCGCGAUGCGAGAAAUGGGAAUGCAUGAACAGCGUCCCUUGCACAUUGAAAGCCGCAGAUCCUCCGAUGGCCGGGGACACCGAAGGCCUUUGUGACGAUCUCGUGAACAUCAGUGGGUUUCUGACGGCCCCAGUUCUCAUGGACGAACGCAUGGACUUGGACGCGUGCCACAGAGGAAACCUUCGAGUCCGUUUGUGGUGCUUGCAGGAUUACGAGUGGCUCUUGCCGCUUGUCAGCGUCAUUGCGGCGCUGGGGAUUGUUGCAGUGCAGUACGCUUGGGAGAAGUAUGGGCCAAAAAAGACUGAACAGAGCCCUAGGAAAAGCUCGAAACAAGCGGACAAUGCUGAAGCGAAGGCCGGUGCUGCAGUGCCCGAAUCGAAAGCAGCGGAGGUUGACACUGCUGCGGUUGCGAUUGCGGUUCACCAGGAGCCUGAAAUCGUUCAGGACGUGCCAGAAGGACCGCCAGGAGAUGACAAAGCUUCCGUAGAAGCGUCAAAAUCACGAGCAGCAACCAAGGAGAACUUCGCGGAACUAACAGAUAUUGCAUCUGCACCAUCGCCCAAGAAGUCGAAAAGUCACUAUUCCCUCGCUGCUACCUCAGAGGCAGCUCUCGGCGAAUUGACUGACAUCAUGUCUGCAUCGCCCUCCGCCAUGAAGUCCAAGAGCCACGUGGAGCUGGAGGUGAAGUCCGAAGCAGCGCUGGAAGUCAGCAAGCCCAAGAGUCAGGCUGGCAAGGGUGCCAAUGCACCGGAGAUCCCGGAGCCGGAGAAGCCGGAGAAGCCACACCAGAUGGCAGCCACCGCACCGGAGAAAGGGGAGGCAGUGGAGGUGGGACCAGCUACGGCGACGACAGCCAGGCUGGCGCAGAUGGUCCAGACACGCAAAGCUGGCAACAAGUACCCUCUUGGGCUCGCACGGUUCAUGGGAUCAUCCCACGUGGUGGCGGGCCACCUCUUUGCCAAGGGGGUGACGCAUCCCGUGUACUUUUUCGGCUGGGGCUUUACUUGGGUGCCUUGGUUCUUCAUGCUUUCUGGCUUCGUGCUUUUCUCCGCAUACCUGAAGAACCCCAAGGAGGAGACCAUGAUUCAGUAUGUUCUGCGCAGGAGCACGACCAUCUACCCAUUGUAUGCCUUCUCUCUCAUCCCAGCCUUCAUUAUGCAGAAGAGCUUUGGGACCAUGUCAGCCGAGUGGCCGACCUUGCUCGCACAGUCCUUCCUUCUGCAAGCCUGGUGGCCGACGUUCACCGAGAAUGCGCUUCAAAUGCAUUGUUGGUUUCUGAGUUGCAUGGUCGUGUAUUGGUUCUUCUUCAAGCCUUUGGCUUAUCUCCUGAAGAACGUCACCUUGAAGAGAACGGUGGGUUUGAUGGGCUUCUUCUUCUUUCUUCCCUGGCUUCUUGUGUUGAUUCCCGUCAUGGCGAACCAGCCUGUGGAUUGGUACAAGGAUCAUGACUUUCUUAGCACCGACACUGCGCUAGACAUUGGAGUCGUCAUGCUGAAGUUCCACCCGGUCUGCUACUUUCAUGUCUUUAUUCUUGGCAUGCUACUUGCCAAGCUCAGACAGCUUCUCGACAAGAAGGCCCUGGCUUGUGGUCAUGCUGCAGACUCAUUCCGCAAUCCAUACCUCAUCGCAUUGCAAUUUGUUGCACCACUCGGCUACUUGUUUCUGAUUCUGGUAUUCAGCGUGGAGGGCUUUCAGGCCAGGCUAUGGGGCUACAAGCUGUCUGCCCGUAUCUCGGUACUUUUGCCUUUCCAAGCCAUGAUUCUAUUUGGCCUGGCUGGCCUGCCCAGCCUUCCACUUCCGCUCUUCUCGUAUGCGUUCUCGAAGUUGGACUUUCUUGAGAACUACUCCUACGCUGUCUACGUGUUCCAGUUCCUCUGCUAUGCGGUCUGGCCUCAAACGGGCUUGGUGAACCUGCCCCUCUUCUUCGUGUUCACGUACGCGUCGGCUGUGGUCAUUGCACGCGGCAUCCAGCAGCCGAUUCAGAAGUGGUGGGCCUCCCACACACGAGCGCGUCUUGUCGUGCCCUUCAUCCUGGCGGCCUUCCUUGUUGGGCUGUCCUUCCUCCCAGACCCAGCAGCAGACGCGUCGAUGCCCGACAUCCCUGCCCAGCUCUUCAUUGAUGACCGCACAAAGGACAUGCGCCUGGAGCUGAUGGAUUCGGAAGGCCAGCACCUGGGCGCCAUGGUCAUUAACCCAUCCCUCGUCAUUGCGAAUGGUGAGGUGGUGGUGGUUGCAAGGCGGCACAGGCGGGAGACCACGCAAAGCAACGGCCGCUACAGUGGCCCUGAAGGCGAAGGGGAUGCGGUGUUCAUCAACCAGAUCUGGCACUCGGACGUGGUUGUCGGCAGCCGGGCUCUGGACCUUGAGCGUUGGGGGCUCUGGCCUUCUAGCGGCCUCAGCCCUUUGGCUGGCCUGCCUAUGCAAGCUUGGACUGGCAUCCGCACGUCCACAGGUGGCAGUUGGCAGGACCUGUGCAUCGCCGAAACCUGGAUCGCCAGCAACAACACACUGAUUCGACAUGUCGUCACCGGCCCGGAGGAUCCCAAGGUGGUGAGCCUUCCCGGCGACGGGCUGGUGGUUGCCUUCGACUCGAAGCCUCCGAAAGAUGGCGACCAGUCCACCUGCCGAAGAAACAACCAAGGCUUUGCAGAUGCCGUGACUCAGAUGUAUUUGUCCACGGGUGUCAGCCCUGUGGGGCUGGGAACCCCGACUCCCGCCCAUCGCCUAAGCUAUGGUCAAGUCGACGUUGCCGAGAAGAACUGGAUUCCGUUCGUGUACCAAGAGUCUGUUUACUUCAUCUACACCCCGCUUCCGCAUGUCGUGCUUUCAUCGCAAAAUGAUGGGCAAAGCGAGAAGGUGUUCAGCACGACGUUCCGUCCCUUGCAGCGCGUCGUGCAAGAAAACCCCCACGUCAGGAUCCGAGGUUCGGCGCAGGCUGUCUUCGUGAACAGCUCGCAGGCAACACCAAGCUUGCCGCGGCCACACUACUUGGCACUCCUGCAUAUCUUCGACACCUCGACUGGCCGCUAUGCGCACCAUGCGUACCGCUUUGGUGCAGAGCCGCCCUUCAUGAUGCUGCAGCUUUCAUCUAAACUGCCUUUAACAGAGGCCGCUGCAACUCCAGGUGGUGUUCCCUUUGCUUUCGCAAGCGGACUGGCUGUGCACAGCAACACCGUGGUGGUCACCUACGGCGCAGGAGAUCGCGAUGCCAGAGCAUUGGUGAUGAGUCUGGACAGGCUUGACGAGAUGUUUGCGUGCUCCACCUAUGCAGAUGAUGCAUGA
Messenger RNA from Symbiodinium natans, 5217 nucleotides. The record is from the annotation of a GenBank genome assembly. NCBI's taxonomy places the organism in Eukaryota, Dinophyceae, Suessiales, Symbiodiniaceae.